Messenger RNA from Paramuricea clavata, 7673 nucleotides. NCBI's taxonomy places the organism in Eukaryota, Metazoa, Cnidaria, Anthozoa, Malacalcyonacea, Plexauridae. The record is from the annotation of a GenBank genome assembly.
CGAGUGGGAAACUCCAACAUGGCCGCCAUCUAUUCAAAUGGGGGUAACCGCUGGAAUAUUCUUGGCUUCAAUUUUACCAAAAGAGAUGCGCCAUCUAGUUUAUAUAAGAUAUCUAUGAUCUUCACAAGUUGUGAGAUUUUGAUGUGCGUAAACGGCGCCUUAAAGUCUCGAUCGAUUUUUUCCAGGAAAAAGACAAGAAGGAAGAUGAUUUUAUUUUACGAGUUGCGCUGAAAGUUGCUGGUAAACUAUCGGUCGACGAUCCUUUAGAAAUAAUUGAGCGUCUCGUGAAUUUAACCUCCAAUUAUCUGGUAGCGAAAAUGAACGCAAGCCAUGAUCGUGUCAACGACUUUCAAUCAAAACUUCUAGGAGCGGUCACAAAGGUAUGAAGUACGGUGUACUACCAUAGUAAUAUGAUCUAUAUUAACCAUGAUUUAUGUAUCUAAAGCUAAUGUACAGUCCUAACACACUCUUCCCUGUCAAGCUACGGUCAGGAACAACACAAGUGUGCUCAUCUAACCUGCACCACCUGAUAACACCCAAUUUCUAUAGGGCCCCAACAGUGUGUGAGAAAACAUUUUCCGCUUCUUUCAUAGACGAGCAGGUUUUCUUAGUCCAGCAGGUUUUCAAUCAUACUGUAGACGAGCAGGUUUUCUAUGACAAAUUUUCAUAUGGCAUGUUUUAUGUUGGACCACCCGCCACCCACCCCCCCUCCCCCCUAGGUCACUCAGUGGCAUCUACAGUAUGUUCGCCUAUCGUUCAUAUCUUAUAUUUUUCCUUCACAGAUUCUAAACGAACCUGUUCUAAAAUACGAACCACCUGUGAACAAGUCCCUGCAUGCCGCAUCUAAAGGUAUUGACGAAAGUAAAGUGAUCCAGGCGUUAGAAGACUUACUGGAAGGACCUUUAAAAAAAUACAUCUGUUUUUCAUCGCUUCUUUUGAAAAAAUGUAGUGGGCCGUUUCUAUUAUUAUUUUUUAGAAAGUAGGUAGGCUAUUUUGCCCUUAAAAAGCGGAUUAAAGGCUGUUUUCUAUUUGAUACACUUCGUUUGUCCAAGAAAUAGCCACAGGCAAGACCUAUUACACGUUGGAAAUUCAAAACUAAGAAUGGUCAAAGCUUGGAACGCUCUACUUCCUUUUGCAGUAUUUUUGAUUUUUUUUUUGCAUUGGACUAGUAGAGCAUUGGACUAGUAGAGCAUUGGACUAGUAUCCCAAAGGUCGCGGGUUCGAUUCCCACCGUGGCCAAGCAAACUUUUCAGCUUGCCCGGUGUGGAUACAUACUCAGAGUAACCGCACAAACAUCAGUAUUUUUGAAGUUCAUUGAAAUUUUUAAGUGAAUUCUUCAAUCUCUGUCCUGUUUGCGAGACCAUUCCGUACUCUGCUAGCAUAUAACGUCAAUUUUUUAGGGGGCGGGCGACGAUGAAAAAUAGAAUUAUUUUUUUAAUUGUUGAAGGGAAUUGUAGAUGAAAGCUCGAGUGGAAUUUGCAUUUUUCGCAACAGCUCCUGGUUACAGUAGGUCUAUAAAUGUAUUAUAAAAAUUCCACUCGGAAUUGCCAUCUAAAAAUCUCUUCAACAAUUAUUUAUAAUGAUAUUUACCCGAACUCAUGAUAUUUACUUUUUAAAUUGGCCUUAUCUCAUUGCUUUUGUCUCUUUCUUUAGAAAAUGAAGUAUCGAAAAUUUCUCAACUGGUAAAGAAUAAGGUGGUUAACAAUGAUAUUUAUCAUUCUCUUUUAUCCAUUUCUGAACUACCGUAAGCCUAGUUGUACUAAGGUGUUACAUGUAAUACCGUAUCAAGUUUUUCAUGGCCGUUUCUCAACAAAUUAUUUCAGUAUGUGCCUGAAGCUUUCCAAAAAUCACAAGAGAAAAAAGACGAGGCUAAAGAUAAAAGGUAUACUUUGAUUCGAAUGAUAAGCAGGGCCAUCGGAAGCGAGGGGAAGGAAGAGGCCCAAUAAUUUCCACACCCAUGAGGAUUCUAUUUCUUUUCAUAAAUAAUUCUUUCUUGCAAUCAACUUAUAUUAUCGUUGAUAUUUCGGUAAAAAACUCACUAAUAUAGUUCAUGACGAAAUACAAAAUAAAUCACUGCCGUGUAUAUAUGUAAUAAAAAAAUCAUGUUCAUUUGCAUAUAAACUAUAGCUAUGAUUUUCUGAGCUUAGGCAACGUUUAGUUUUUAAAUUACUUCGCCAUGAACUCAUCAGAUGGGUCGUUUUUUAAGCCAUUUAAAACAUUCGCAGUUCGUGCUUUGUCAGAUAUAAAACACUCGAGCUGCGCUCUCGUGUUUUAUAUCUGAUAAAGCACUCCUGAUCGUGUCAGGAAGAACAAUUCAAUUCAUACUGUACAUCAGUAGGAACAAUUCAUUCAUAACUUCAUACAUACAUACAGAGCAAACGUAGAUUCAAAACAAAGAGGAUGAAAUUGUAGAAAGUUAUGCAGUGCAUUGCUAGAUCUUGAAGUGAAAUGCACGGAAUUCACAAUAACCAUUUGCUUCCGACGGCACUGAUGUAAGUGUCCCCAAAACUUUACUAAUGCAUUUUACUGUUAUGCAAAUGCACUCAUGCAGUAUUUAAACAUCUUAUCUAUAAGAUUAAAAUUAAUUUACAAAAUAGAAAUAGUUUUCAAUAAUAUUCACUGUGCUUUAAAAUGUCUCCCAGAUCGUUUGACGAGCUUCCAAAGGAUGAGGAUGGUGUUUUAUUUGCGUUAUUGGGACAUCUUGAAGUAAGAAAUAAUAUUAUUACCAGAUAUUUAUAAUCGUCAUUGUCGUCAUCGUCAUUAUUAUUAUCAUCAUAAAAAAUCAUCAUGAUAAAUAUUAAUGAUCAUCAUCAUAAAUAUCGAUGAUUAUCAUUAUGAUAAUAAAUAUUUAUGCCGCUGCCAUAUUAUUGUGAUCAUCAUCAUUAUUAAUAUUCAUGAUCAUACCAAUAAAUUAAUAUGAUUAUGAACAUAAUUACUAUCAUUAUGCUAGUACAUGAUCAUGACUAUUAUUAUCUUCAAGUUACCACGUUUCCUACUUUAUAGUCUGGCAUCUUUAUUCUUUAGACUAGCAAUGUUUAAUUAAUUUAUAAAUUUGGUUUGUAAAGUUUUCAAGAGUAAAUGUUAGAAUUGAAUAUAUUUAAAAUAAUUAAAACAUAAUUCAACUUCACCCAACCUGAAGUUUAUCACGGAUUCAGAAACACUUAUAUAGGUUUUCUCUUUUCAGAAAUGGUGGCAUCAAGACAAAAAGGGGUUUGUUCAAUAUAUUUUUCGAAGUUGAUGAAAACAAAACUCAUAUACUACUUUUAAACUUAUAUAUAACUAUAUAAGUACAAAUUACGUUGUAGCCCUCGGCAGUCAUAGGCGUACGAGACAGGGGGGGGGCAACUACACUCCCCAAUUUUUGGAAAACCAUGGAAAUUCGGGCAAAUGCUAGAAGAGAAUCAAGAAAAUUCGGGCAGAUUUAUCACACAAAGUUAAAUUCAGGUAAUUUAAUUACCGUACAAUCCUCCAUAAAAAUUCAGGCAAACUUUCAACUGCCCCCCUAGAAAGCAUCAGCCGCGUACGCCUAUGUCGGCAGUGUUAUUCUCUAACAGAUUUGCAGUAUCCAUAACAUCACAAACAUAAAUUGUAUAUUUUUAUAAUUUCAAUUCAUUGCAGCUUGGCGCAAGCCAAAAUGCAAAAGAAAUAUUUGAAAGGGAUUUUAUUGGAUACACUUGCGUUGAGGAAGAAAUAUAUAUUGGAAACAGAGCAGAAACAACAACACAAUGAGUCACAGUCAGACACUGCAGAGGAAAAAGAAGAUACAAAGGAGAAGCAGAGAGAGGAGAAAGAACAAAGAGAAGAAAAGGAGAAAGAGGAGAAAGAACGAAAAGAGGAAAAAGAGAAAGAGGAGAAAGAACAAAAAGAGGAAAAAGAGAAAGAGGAGAAAGAACAAAAAGAGGAAAAAGAGAAAGAGGAGAAAGAACGAAAAGAGGAAAAAGAGAAAGAGGAGAAAGAACAAAGAGAGGAAAAGGAGAAAGAGGAGAAAGAACAAAAAGAGGAAAAAGAGAAAGAGGAGAAAGAACUCCAAAAGGAAAUAGAAAGAGACGAGAAAGAACUCCAAAAGGAAAAACAGAGAGAGGAGAAGGAAGAAACAGAGUCAGAAAAGCCGACACAUGCUGAGCCAACAAAAAAAGCGACAAAUAAGCCUACUAACAUCCACACAACAGAAAAGGAUAAAAACCAACCAAUAGAAAAGAAGCCAACAAAACAAGCGACAAAUAAGCCUACUAACAUCAACACAACAGAAAAGGCUGAAAACCAAACAAUUGAAAAGAGAGAUUUUAUAUCAGAUUUCGUGGAAAAGAAAAUCGGAGAAGUAAAAGCUAAAAUACAACAGGUAUGUCACUAUGUUCGCUAUUCAUGUUAAACCCAACCUUGUGCCCAGGAUUUAAACCUUGCCAACAACUAUUUUGAACAAAACACAAAAUCAUAUUUUUUCUUUGAAAUUAAAAAAGCAGCAACAAAAAGGGAAAGAAAAGACAAAAGAAAAGAAACAGAAUAAACAAAAUUCGAAGGUAUGUACAGGACUUUGUCAGAGGUUCCCACCUCAAAAGACCCCCGCCCCCAAAGCCCCUUUGAAAUUUCUUGAUACAAAUUGCUCAGCUGAGAAAAAAAACACUGGCUGCGUCAGUGCCAUUUAAAAGUUAAAGCACAUUUUGACUUUGAAUUUGGAGUUACUGUAGCCCCUUAGACUAUGGAGAAUAAGGGGCGGACCAUUAGAAAAGUGAUGGGGGGGGGGGGGCCCAUUUUCAACGUGCACGAUUUUUUUUUCAAAAUGUUUUGCUGUGUCGGUUAUUUUUUUUUUAAUAAUCCCUUGCUCGAAUUUUUUUUUCCCAAAAAAUUGCUGGCCAAAAAAUUGCUGUACCUCCAAUAGGCCCUGUAAUUUUCCCUAUUGAAAAGUCUCUGCACGAAUUUUUUUUUCAGACAUUUCUGGUGCACGAAUUUUUUUUUCUUUCUAUUUUCCCUGCUCGAAUUUUAUUUUUGUUCCCCCCCCCCCCAAUCACUUUUCUAAUGGUCCGUCCCUAAGCAUCGUUCCAUGCAACCAUGAUUACCAUAAUGGCCAAACCCAUAUCAUGAGCAGUGCCACACCACAUCCACUUAAGCGGAAUCAAUCCUGUCUGAGAAGCUCAAGAAUUUAGAAACUGGGUAUUAUAUUAAUCACAUUAUGUGCACUAUGUUCUUAUAAUCGGUUGUUUAAAAACUAGAUAAGUGAUGAAAAGAUAGAUGCAAUUGAGAAACAAAUUGAAAAAGAACUUGAAAAAGAAAACAAACAAAAAGAGAAGAAACAAAAUGAAAAAUCGAAGGUAUGGCUAUACUUGUGUUUUUUUUUCUUUAAAUCUCUGACCUCAAUGACAACAUUGAACUAUGUAACCGUUCUUGUCUUUGUGACUUUUUCAAUUAAUCGAAACUUGAUGCUCAAGACUUCUUUUUGCAAAACUGCUUUGCAUCUGAAAAGUGUUGGGUUCAACGCUUGACGAGUUUUUAAUUUGGACCAAGCAUAUGACAACUUGUGUGCUUUAUUACGCAGGAUUAAACCCUUUUUAACUAAGCACUGUGCUCUUCGUUUCUAUAACUCCUAGGAGUAUUAACUCAAGUCUUAUCUACUGCUCUGUAACUUGGGGAAACUGCUCAAAAACACUUUUACUUCGCAUUCUUCGACUGUAAAAGCGUGCAGCACGUAUUAUUCUAGACGCUGACUUUUCUACUCCUUCUGUUCUUCUUUUUUCCCAGAUUCGAAUAAUCCCAAUCUUUGAUCUUGUUAAAUUUAGGAAGCUUCUCUUACUAAUUAACAUUCUCACAAAUCCCAGUGCUCCAUCUUCAUUUAAGCAAAUGUUUAAAUUCUUAUCUUCUAUUCGACAACGGGCUCUGACUAGAGCUUGCGCAUAUGACCUUCAACCCCCCUUCCCGCGUACUGACUCUGGUAAACGAACAUUUCUGUACAGUGCUUCCAUUCUUUUUAAUUGCUUAGAUAGCGAUUGUAAGCAACUUGCUGCUUCGCCAUCUUGCUCUUCAUAUACUAACGCCAAACAAAAAAUUCGUAAAAUCUUUCUUAACAAGCUUAACCUUACUAACCAUAUCGAAGAUCUAUUUUGUAUAAAUUGUAAAUAUUUACUAAAUUGUAAUUGUAUUCAUUACUAAUUAUUUUUUUCUCAAAUGUAAAUAGUCGUAAUCUUUAAUACUUUUUAUGCCUGCAUGACAAAUUGUAAAUAUCAAAAUAGUGCGAGGGCCGUAUGUUAAAUAACUUUUACGGUUAAUACGUUUUCCCUCGUGAAAUAAAGUUUCUAUUCUAUUAACCCUACUUCAACUAGACAGUCACAUUCAGAUUAUGAAACAAUUAUAUUUCUAAACAGUACUGCAACAAAUCAUUACUCUAUGUGUUUCCAUGAUGUUUUCUUGUAUUUGUCUUAGAUUUGUAAAGUUAUUCCUUUUACCCCAAUGAAAUUUUUCUGCAAGGAAGGGAUUGCUAUAGCUGAGAAAGCAAUUAAACAUAAACUGGAAGAACAGUCAAAAGCCAAGUAAGAAUUGAAUGAUUGAAAAAUUUAGUAUUACUAAUCUUGUCGAGAAUAUAGUGGGGAUUUUGUACAAAUAACAUAUUCCCUUGUAACAGGGGCAAAUGCCAUGGAUCUACUGCGUGGGUACAUACACCCCCCCCCCCCCACCCUAAACAAGCAUCACUCUUAAAAAUGCUGCUUUGCCAGGAACUUCUCCUGUAAUAGCACAUGCCAAUUUCUUGAAAUGAUUUAAUUUAUUUGUGAGCUCACAAGAAAAUACUCAGUCAAGGUUGUUCAAGGGACCGGUAAUUAUUUAAGUUGGAGGCAUGAAGACAAAAGGGUAUUUUUAUGCGAAAUUUUGAAUUUUAAUUUCCAGACCCCCUAUUUUCUCUUCCUCCCCCCUCCAACAUAACCCAUUGAGCCGCAGUGCGCCCUACUUAUUUAUUUUUACUUGUCUAACGCCAGACAAUUUUACUUGUCAAAUGGGGAAGCUCUGCAGCUUAAUUAAUGGGUUAAAUAAUGACCGAUCCCUUGACUGAUAAUGACAGCCAUAUUUUCAUACAGUAUAUAUACUGUAUAGUAUUACCCUAAUUAAUUAACAAACAAAUUUGCUAUACUGUGCUACAGCAACGGUCCAGUCACACACAUGUGACAAAAAGGCUGAUAUAAACUUUAAAAGCAAAAGAUAAAAUGUAAACCCUAACAGAACGGUGAACAGGCAGAUUCGGCCAUCAGAGUAGACAGUACAGCUCCCUCAUGCACCACCCUGGCAGGGAAAACCUUCACCCCUUCUUGCAGAGGCUAGAUCCGCCCCGCAAUAUUUCACCAACUAUAAUUAUAUAGUAAUGCAAAUGUUGGAUUUACAAACCUAACUUGUAAAUAAAAUCUCACCAUUAUUAAUUCUGUUGCAGCAUCACAACAACCAUGACAUCAGUGACAACAGCAAAGCCAGUGACGACUGGAAAUCCAGCAACAACUAAAAAAAGCGAUACAGAAGAAGCUAGCCAGAAAUUUAUUAAACAGUUGGACGACUUAUUCAAAAGUAUGUAGUUUUUGGUACAUUAGUUAUUUCAGUUAAUUUUAAAAUCAUAAUAAGAAAGUGAUUAAUUAGGUAAAUUAGAGACACCAGCCAAUUAUUUUAAAUAUAUAGGCUUAAAUAUAUUAAAUAUAAAAAAAUGA